Messenger RNA from Perkinsus marinus ATCC 50983, 525 nucleotides. Its product is annotated as endoplasmic reticulum mannosyl-oligosaccharide 1,2-alpha-mannosidase, putative. Gene Ontology annotation, cellular component: endoplasmic reticulum; Golgi membrane. Gene Ontology annotation, molecular function: mannosyl-oligosaccharide 1,2-alpha-mannosidase activity; calcium ion binding. Gene Ontology annotation, biological process: N-glycan processing; carbohydrate metabolic process. Lineage: Eukaryota; Perkinsozoa; Perkinsida; Perkinsidae. The transcript has 5 exons. The record is from RefSeq and is a predicted model, not a curated record. The coding region runs from base 1 to 525 and encodes 174 amino acids.
AUGGAGCACCUCACGUGCUUCGUCCCCGGCAACCUCAUGCUUGGUGCACGCACUCUACCACGGGAUCGUGUCGAUCCACGCUGGGAGAAGUGGGCCCAUGACAUAACCGAGACCUGUCAUCAAAUGUACGCACGCUCCAAGACUGGGCUCGGACCGGAAGUAGCGGAGUUCAGACUGAAUGCUCCCAAGGGAGAUGACAUUCCCCGAGAUGCCCACUACAUAUUGAGACCAGAAACCAUAGAGAGUAUCUUUUAUAUGCACUAUUUUACUGGUGAUCCUAAGUAUAGGGUCUGGGCUCACGAUAUGAUGACUGCACUCAACAAGCAUGCGAAGGCCCAGUAUGGCUAUUCUGCGGUUUUCGACAUCAACCAAGUGCCAGCACGACAGAAGAAUGAACAGGAAUCCUUCUUUACCGCGGAGACGUUGAAGUACCUCUACUUAACGUUAGCUCCACGGCAUGCCCUCAAUCUGGAUGAGUAUGUUCUGAAUACAGAAGCCCAUCCACUUAAAAUUGCCAACCACUGA